Messenger RNA from Fonsecaea multimorphosa CBS 102226, 924 nucleotides. RefSeq lists its product as uncharacterized. The record is from RefSeq and is a predicted model, not a curated record. The transcript has a single exon. Lineage: Eukaryota; Fungi; Ascomycota; Eurotiomycetes; Chaetothyriales; Herpotrichiellaceae. Gene Ontology annotation, molecular function: hydrolase activity. The coding region runs from base 1 to 924 and encodes 307 amino acids.
AUGGCUUCCAUCUCAACGCCAGAGAACGUCUCGUUCUACUCCCGUGCCUACAAGUUGGCAGCACACCUGUACCACCCUGCCCCGGGCGCACCGGAUCGCAAAGGGGCAGCUAUCGUUAUCUGUCACCCAUGGACGUCAAUCAAAGAGCAGGCGCCGGCCAACUACGCUCGAGUUUUGAGCAAAGCUGGGUUCACAUGCCUGGCAUACGAUGCCGCCCACCAGGGUGAAUCCGAAGGCCAGCCUCGCAAUCUCGAAGAUCCCUACCAGCGCGUAGAGGACAUCAAGAAUGCAGUGACCUACCUCGUCGGUCGCUCCGACAUCGACUCGGAAAAGAUUGGUGUUCUCGGGGUCUGCGCCUCUGGCGGCUAUGCCCCGAUGGCAGCUCAGACUGAUCUUCGCAUCAAAGCCGUGGCCACCGCGGCUGCGGUCUGCGUAGGCACGAUGUCCCGUCGCGGCUUUGACAAGGACUCGUCCAAUCUGGACGUCCUCCACGCACAGCUCGAGGCCGCCGCGAAAGACCGUAGUAGCGAUGUCGGUGGGGCAAAAGUUCCAGAGAUUCACAUGCUGCCCAGCAAUGCGAAAGAUGCUGAAAGUCUGCCUGAGAGCUUCAAGGACCUGUUCCAGUACUAUCACACUCCCCGGGGCGAGCAUCCGCGCGCGCCGAACAUCACUCUUGCCCGCGGUUGGGACAUGUUUGCGAACUUCGAUGCCUUUGCCUUCAACAGCAUGAUCAGCCCCAGACCCAUCUUGAUGAUCACCGGCACCAAGGCGGCGACGAAGUGGUACAGCGAAGACGGUAUCGCAAAGGCCAAGGAGCCGAAGGAGCUGUAUGUAAUCGAUGGUCUCACUCACGCGGACCUGUAUGACAAGGUGGACGACGCUGGUGCUAAAUGCGCCGAGUUCUUUGGGAAAUAUCUUGUUUGA